Salvia miltiorrhiza (redroot sage) is the source of this 681-nucleotide messenger RNA. RefSeq lists its product as uncharacterized. The transcript is spliced from 3 exons. Lineage: Eukaryota; Viridiplantae; Streptophyta; Magnoliopsida; Lamiales; Lamiaceae. The record is from RefSeq and is a predicted model, not a curated record. The coding region runs from base 1 to 681 and encodes 226 amino acids.
AUGGAUCCACACAACCCAGCUUACUAUGACCUAAAUUGGUGUCCCGAUCUAUCGGACGACUAUCAUCCCGAUUUAUCGGGAUGUAACUUGGGGGAUGCUCCUCCAUCCAGCGAGGAGAUGCCUUCGGCAGCCCAUAGUGCCGCCAAACCGAAGAAAGGCAGCCGGAGAAAAGAAGUCGCCCACAAGAUCCGGCAUGACAGGCAGGCGCCGGUGGCGGAGGAGAAGAGGGCGGAGGAUGAUGGAGGAAAGACUAGGACAAAGACUACAGAGGCGGGCGCCUUCACCACCUCAGCGUCGGGCGAGGAGAUCUCAUCUACCCGGCCGACUGGGAACAAGGCGGCGAAGGCGGCGGCGAGGGCGGCGAAAGCGAAGGGGAAGGAGAAGGCGGCAAGCUCCGAGCAACCAUCGGAGUACAAAGAAGCAUUGGAGCGCAACACCGCCUCCGUUCUGUACCGUGAAAGAGGAGGAGGAGAAGAAGAAGCCGAAGGAGCACCGCCCCUACCUGACGUCGGAGAUGGCGGAGGCGACGAGACCGGGGCAGAGACGACGAGGCCUGGGCGGCGGCGCUUUGCGGCGGGGGGUGAAGCAGAAGAUGGCAGAGCCGACAAGGUCGGGGGCGGCGGCGCUUCGCGGCAGGGGGCGAAGCAGGAGAUGGUGGAGGCGACGAGGCCGAGGCGGUGA